UAACUAGUUCAAUUGUAUUAUCGAACUGAACAAAAUCAGUAAAAAGGAAUUAUAAAAAAUGUCUUCAAACUUUCGUUAUCAUAUUUUAAAGAGCGUCAAGCCUUACUCAAUAUAUAUUCCACAGUUAACUAAAUCAGCGCUACGAGUAUUAAUCCAAGUAUCUGUGCAUUAUAUAGAAACAAAAAAGUCGUCUCCCGAUGUUUUAGCCCUUGCAAUAAACAAACUAAAAAAUGCAGGUCACGAAGUACCCAAGAAUUUCUGUGAGUUGUUUACAAUGGUCUUGCUAAUAAUGCAAAUUUAUUUGCGAUAUUCAAAAGGCAUUGUAAAGGAUCAUGAACUACGUCAAUGCUUAACUGACGAUUUGAGCCUGCCAGAUACCUGUGUGGAGGAUCUUGCUAAGGUGCUCCUAAACCAUCGCACAACGCUAAGUAAAAACUUUGCGGAUACUAAAAUGGAAAGAGCGAAAAUGCUAGACAUGCAGUGGCGAAUUAAUAUUUCAUUGACCUCCAAGAUGGCUCAACUGGAUAAACCUACCAUAGUGCUGCACUUUAAAUUAGUAAAUGGGGAAUACCGAACUUUGGAAUUGCCAUUAUCCAUGUUUCAACGCUUGCGUUACAAUGUGGCCAUGUUACUAAGCGAAUUGCAAUCCUUGCAGAAUCGGCCUGUAUUAAAACAGUUCUAGUAAAUGAAAUACUCGUAUAUAUAUUUAUUUAUUUUCCAUUUGUAUAAGUGUUAGCAUUUUAAUAUCAUUAAUGGGGAAGCAGGCUCAGAUUACGGAUAACAAAUUAUAUUAGUAUUAUUUGGUACGUAUAUUUCUUUGUUGAUUAAUAAUAAAAAAAUUUAAUAAAAUAUUUCUUUUGAAAUUCGUAAA
Molecule: messenger RNA, 871 nt
Organism: Drosophila innubila
Lineage: Eukaryota; Metazoa; Arthropoda; Insecta; Diptera; Drosophilidae
Gene: LSm-4
Product: COMM domain-containing protein 5
Exons: 3
Coding region: 59-682 (207 amino acids)
Cellular component (GO): nucleus
Source: RefSeq, a predicted model, not a curated record